AUGCCAAAAUCAAAGCGCAAGGCCGUAGUCAAAUCCAAAACACCUGCAAAACACACUCGCGCCCAACCCGUAUCCACCAAGAGCAAAUUCGGCCCGCAGCCCGUUUUCUUCUGCGACCCCGACACUUCAACUGAGGGCGGGUUUCUCUCGCCAUGGUAUCGCAGUCCCUUUGAAUACAUCUUAGCUGAGAAAGCGAGGAUAUUUGACGACAAGGCAUGUCUGCACUUGAGCCAUGCAUGGACAUUGUUUUAA
Messenger RNA from Parastagonospora nodorum SN15, 252 nucleotides. RefSeq lists its product as hypothetical. NCBI's taxonomy places the organism in Eukaryota, Fungi, Ascomycota, Dothideomycetes, Pleosporales, Phaeosphaeriaceae. The record is from RefSeq and is a predicted model, not a curated record. The coding region runs from base 1 to 252 and encodes 83 amino acids. The transcript is spliced from 2 exons.